Molecule: messenger RNA, 3418 nt
Organism: Pieris napi
Lineage: Eukaryota; Metazoa; Arthropoda; Insecta; Lepidoptera; Pieridae
Gene: Grp170
Product: hypoxia up-regulated protein 1
Exons: 10
Coding region: 147-2876 (909 amino acids)
Biological process (GO): cellular response to hypoxia; endoplasmic reticulum unfolded protein response; negative regulation of hypoxia-induced intrinsic apoptotic signaling pathway
Cellular component (GO): endoplasmic reticulum chaperone complex
Molecular function (GO): ATP binding; ATP-dependent protein folding chaperone
Source: RefSeq, a predicted model, not a curated record
AGCCAAAAAGAAGAAAACACGUUAAAAUUGACGUGGACUAAAGUAGCUGGCUUGCAUAGAAAUAAUAAUGUACUACAUUUUCUUUUAAGAAGCUUAUUGAUCAAGAAAAAUAAAGUUAAAUUAAGUUAACUAAUGGUAUUUACUGAAUGAAGAUGGCCAUAAAUUUCAAAAUGUAUGGUGUGGUGUUUUCGAUACUGUUAUCUUUAUUAUUAAGUCAACAAACCGAUGCUGCUGCAGUGAUAUCCAUUGAUUUUGGUUCAGAAUGGAUAAAAACCGGAAUCGUUUCGCCGGGAGUUCCUAUGGAAAUAGUGCUAAAUAAGGAAUCCAAACGAAAAACACCAGCUGUUGUUGCAUUUAGGGAUGAAGUUAGGACAUUCGGCGAAGAUGCUGUGACAGUUGGCGUUAAAUUUCCUAAAAAUGCGUAUAAAUAUCUUCUAGAUCUUUUGGGCAAGCCAUAUGAUCACCCAUUAGUACAAGCCUACAGAGAAAGAUUCCCAUAUUACGAGAUUGUAAAAUCAGAAAGAGGAACGCCAGAAUUUGUUCACGAUGAAAAGACAAGGUUUACCCCAGAAGAGUUGGUAGCUCAACAACUUGCUAAUUCCAAAGAAUUCGCUGAAAUAAGCCAUGGUCAACCAAUCAGUGAGUGUGUCCUUACCAUCCCCGGCUACUUCAACCAAGCUGAGCGUAGGGCUAUGAAGGAAGCUGCUUCUUUGGCAGGCUUAAAUGUACUUCAACUAAUUAAUGAUUAUACUGCAAUUGCUAUCAAUUAUGGUAUUUUCCGGAGGAAGGAAAUCAAUGAAACGGCAUGGCACACACUUUUCUUUGACAUGGGAUCGGCAUCCACAAAGGCGGCGUUAGUUGAAUACAAAACAGUGAAGACAAAAGAAAAGGGAUAUGUCGAGACAGUACCACAACUGCAAGUGAUUGGUGUUGGAUUUGAUAGAACCUUGGGUGGAUUAGAAAUGACUUUACGGUUAAGAGAGCAUUUGAUUAAGGCAUGGGAAGCGAACGGAGGUGGUGAUGUAAGGGCUUCACCGAGGGCUAUGGAGAAAUUGUUCCGAGAGGCUGAGAGAGUCAAGAUCGUAUUAUCAGCCAAUACUGAACAUUAUGCGCAGAUUGAGAGCUUACUUGAUGAUAAGGACUUCAAGUUACAAGUGACCCGUGCUGAUCUAGAAGGCUUAUGCUCUGAUCUUUGGGCACGCGUGUCGAACGUUAUCCACCGAGCCAUUUCAUCAGCCGGUGGAGCGGGUGCUGGAGCCAAAGUGAUAGUGGCCGGUGGUGCUUCAAGAGUACCCGCAGUACUUGAGGCUUUGAAAACAGCAGCCGGCGUUGAUCCCCAUAAAUCCAUCAAUGCUGAUGAAGCAGCUACCCUUGGGGCUGUUUAUAGAGCUGCAUCUCUCGCGACGGGAUACAAAGUGGCAGCCCUCAACGUCAGAGACGCGGUUCUAUUGCCCAUACAAGUGGUAUUCAGCCGACAGGUUGAUGGAAAUGAGAAAUUGGAAAUGAUAAGAAGAACUCUCUUCGGCCCGAUGAAUCCUUACCCCCAAAAGAAAGUAAUUACCUUCAACAAACACACAGACGAUUUCAGUUUUAACGUCAACUAUGCUGAAUUAGAUCACAUCCCAUCCAAUGAACUGGAAAACAUUGGUACAUUAAACCUAACGCAAGUUGUUCUCACUGGGGUCAGUGAUGCCCUUAACAAAAAUGCGGGAGACAACGUUGAAAACAAAGGCAUCAAAGCACAUUUCAAUAUGGAUGAUUCUGGAAUUCUUAACCUAGUUAACGUAGAAUUCGUCGCAGAGAAAACUGUCACCGACGACGAAGAUACCGAUAGUACGUUAUCUAAAAUCGGAAGUACUAUUAGCAAACUAUUCGGCUCAGACUCAGAAUUGCCAGACAAAGCGGAAGAAAAAUCUGAAGAACAACCCCAAGAAGCCGAGAAGAAUGAUACCACCAAAGCUAACGAGACCACAACUGAAAAACAAAACGCAACGGAACCAGAAAGCAAACCGAAACCAAAAAUUGUUGUUCUAAAAGAACCCGUCAAUGCUAACGAGCAGAUACUAAACUUACAACCGUUAUCUCCAGACCAAUUCAAAACAUCAAAAUCCAAGAUAAACAAACUCAACGAAAUCGAUAGAAAGCGAAUCGAAAGAGAAACAGCACUUAACAACUUGGAGGCAUUCGUUGUUGACGUACAAAUGAAAGUAGACAUGGAGGAGUAUGCAGAAUGUGGAACUCCAGAAGAGAUCGAGGUAAUCAAGAAACUCUGUAGUGAAGUUUCCGAUUGGCUCUAUGAUGAUGGGUAUGAGGCUGAGACUGCUAAGUUCGAAGAGAAAUUAAACGCAGUCAAAGAAAAGACAAACCAGAUGUUCUACAAACAUUGGGAACAUAGGGAGAGACCAGAUGCGAUUGCCGCAAUCAAAAGUGUUCUAAACAAUUCUCGGGAAUUCCUCAAAUCGGCCAAGAAUUACACCAAAGAAGCUAGCCCUGAAAGAGAUGUGUUUACUGACGUAGAGAUAUCGCUUUUGGAAAAGAAAAUUGAAGAAACUAAAAGUUGGGUGGACAAAUCCGUUGCAGAACAAAACGCGCUCAAAAAGAACGAAGAUAUAAAACUGACAGUCGAAAGUAUAAGGGAAAAAAUAACAAACUUGGAUCGUGAAGUUAAGUAUCUGCUCAACAAACUGAAGAUUUGGCGCCCCAAGAAACCUAAGAAGGUGGAGAAUAAAACAGAGACUCCAACUGAAUCGGAAAAAACGGAGGGUCAAGAAAAACCGGUCGAGGAACCUGAAAAGUCGAAGGAGCCGGAAAAAGUAGAAGUCGAGGAAGAGGCUACGGAAAUACCGCAGUUAGAUAAUGAACAUUCCGAGUUAUAAUGACGCUAACUUAAUUUAUUUAGUUAAUUUAAUUUAUUAGGGCGUUCGUUUUUAUACCGCGUAAAGCACAAUUAUGUUUUAGAUUUGUUGGUGUUGAUUGUUGAAUAUUUGGUUCAUCUAAUGUUCCUUAAUUUGGAUGUGAAAAACGAAUGUGCUAUUUAAUCUCAAUGCCGCAUUUUUCAAGUUAAUUUUUAUAAAAAUUUCAUUAAAACACAAUUUCCUUUGUUGAAUUUAUUUACGUCCAAUUUUUUACAGCGGCGUCGUAAGCUAAGGAAAAAUGGCCCCAAUGAAUUCGCUAUGUAAUUGUAAUUUAUGUGAUAAUGUGAUAUGUACUGUCUAUUUAUGAGUGUGGACCCUUAAUGUUCUCCCAAUAAGUGCUUAUAAUAGCGAUUUUGUUUGGAGUUUUUGGUUAGAAAUGUCGCUAUAAGUAUAUGGAGUGGAGUUAUUAGAAUCGAUGUCGUUAUCCAUGAAACUGUCAGUAUAAUGUAAGUGAGAUUUAUUCUGUACCCAGUCGCAAAUGAUAAUAAAUUAUUGGAAAUUAA